CGGCGGCGGCGGCGGCGGCGCGCGGCAGCGGCGGGGCCGGGGCGGGCGGAGCGGGGGCGGCAUGAGGGCCCGCGGCUCAGGGGGCUGAGGCGCCGGCCGCCUGCCGCGGGGGCCGCGCACGUCCUCCAUGGAGGCCGGAGAGGAACCGCUGCUGCUGGCUGAGCUCAAGCCCGGGCGCCCCCACCAAUUUGACUGGAAAUCGAGCUGUGAAACCUGGAGCGUCGCCUUCUCCCCGGAUGGCUCCUGGUUCGCCUGGUCCCAAGGACACUGCAUUGUAAAGCUGAUCCCCUGGCCCCUGGAGGAGCACUUCAUCCCUAAAGGAUUUGAAGCCAAAAGCCGAAGUAGCAAAAAUGACCCAAAAGGACGAGGCAGCCCAAAGGAGAAGACGCUGGACUGUGGUCAGAUUGUCUGGGGUUUGGCCUUCAGCCCGUGGCCUUCCCCACCCAGUAGGAAGCUCUGGGCGCGCCACCAUCCUCCAGUGCCAGAUGUGUCUUGCCUGAUUCUUGCCACGGGACUCAACGAUGGGCAGAUCAAGAUUUGGGAGGUCCAGACAGGGCUCCUGCUUCUGAAUCUCUCGGGCCACCAGGACGUCGUGAGGGACCUGAGCUUCACCCCCAGCGGCAGUUUGAUCUUGGUCUCAGCAUCGCGGGAUAAGACUCUUCGCAUCUGGGACCUGAAUAAGCACGGUAAACAGAUUCAGGUGCUAUCGGGCCACCUGCAGUGGGUUUACUGCUGCUCCAUCUCCCCAGACUGCAGCAUGCUGUGCUCCGCAGCUGGAGAGAAGUCGGUCUUUCUCUGGAGCAUGCGCUCCUACACCUUGAUCCGGAAGCUAGAAGGUCACCAAAGCAGUGUUGUCUCCUGUGACUUCUCCCCGGACUCGGCCCUGCUUGUCACGGCUUCUUACGAUACCAAUGUGAUCAUGUGGGACCCGUACACCGGGGAGAGGCUGCGGUCACUCCGCCACACCCAGCUCGACCCUGCCGUGGACGACAGUGACGUCCACAUGAGCUCCCUGCGAUCUGUGUGCUUCUCUCCGGAAGGGCUGUACCUCGCCACGGUGGCAGAUGACAGGCUCCUCAGGAUCUGGGCGCUGGAGCUGAAGACUCCGAUCGCGUUUGCUCCCAUGACCAAUGGUCUCUGCUGCACCUUUUUCCCACACGGUGGAGUUAUUGCCACGGGGACAAGAGACGGCCACGUCCAGUUCUGGACAGCUCCUAGAGUCCUCUCCUCACUGAAGCACUUGUGCCGGAAAGCCCUUCGAAGUUUCCUAACAACCUACCAAGUCCUAGCACUGCCAAUCCCUAAGAAAAUGAAAGAGUUCCUCACGUACAGGACUUUCUAAGCAACA
Molecule: messenger RNA, 1348 nt
Organism: Ochotona princeps (American pika)
Lineage: Eukaryota; Metazoa; Chordata; Mammalia; Lagomorpha; Ochotonidae
Gene: WSB2
Product: WD repeat and SOCS box containing 2
Exons: 9
Coding region: 128-1342 (404 amino acids)
Biological process (GO): intracellular signal transduction
Molecular function (GO): protein binding
Source: RefSeq, a predicted model, not a curated record